Messenger RNA from Schistocerca gregaria, 4473 nucleotides. RefSeq lists its product as uncharacterized. Bases 1351 to 2457 code for a protein of 368 amino acids. Gene Ontology annotation, biological process: proteolysis. The record is from RefSeq and is a predicted model, not a curated record. Gene Ontology annotation, molecular function: aspartic-type endopeptidase activity. NCBI's taxonomy places the organism in Eukaryota, Metazoa, Arthropoda, Insecta, Orthoptera, Acrididae. The transcript is spliced from 2 exons.
UAAAAUUGAGGAUAGUAAUAAAGAACUAAAAGAAGAACUGCAAUCAAAAUGGAAUAGUUUGAAUUAUAAGAUAGAUGCUAUUCAUCAUGACAUUCAAGUAAAAGUAGGGCAACAGUUAACUAAAAUGCAUAGUACUUUCAAAUGUGAAAUAGAUCAAAUUCAAAAAAAUUAUCAAGAGGCAGAUGAACUUUUGGAAGUGAGGUUGUCCGAAAGAUUGAGCAACGAGUCCAAACUUUGCUCUGACAAAGUUAAAGAGGUACAAAUUAAAGUAGAUACUUGUCAGAAAAACAUUGAGAAAGUAAAAGAAACCUGUACCGAAAUUCGUGGUGCAGUGGAACAAAGAUGUUCUGCCAGGAUAGAAGCAGUAGAGUCACAAGUAGAGGAAUUAAAUACUAACAUUGCUAACCUAGAAAAUAGAGUAACCUCUGUUAAUUCUAGUCAUUCUACUGUACAGCAUGUGACUUCAGUUGACGCCGCUUUUAUAGGGUGUCGACAGUUUUUGCGCUUUGAUCCUGAUAAGUACAUUCACCCUCUUGAAUUUUGGAAUGACUUUGAGGAUGUUCUCCCCAACACUUGAUCAGAAAGAGAAAAAAUUUCAUUUAUAAGAAGUCAUUUGUCAGGUGAUGCUUUGCGAUGGUCAGCGGAUGUAAUGAUCAAAUGUAAAACUUUAUCUGAAUUUAAGUCUGCAUUUCUCAACGAAUACUGGUCACAUAACAAACAAAAUGAUGUGUUAAGGGAAUUCUGGAGUGGUAAGAAGUUUUUCCCAGGGCGUGAAUCAGUAAAGGAUUUCGCUAGGAAGUGGGUUUCAAGACUGUCACAUUUGACAGAAAAGAUGAAGCCAGAUAUGAUCAUUAUGGGUUUAGAAGGUAAGCUGCCGUGGUACUGGCAGAAGAGGAUCAUUUCCGCCCCUAGAGAUAAUAUAGACAAAUUUAUUGAAUAUCUGGAAAGAGUGGAAAGAGUAGCUGCUGCUGAGGAGCAGGUGCAGCAGAAUAACAAAUCUUCUAACAAUCACGUACAAAAUAAUGGAAACGUGAACGUUAGAAAUAUGGAAGUUAGGCACACCAAAACAAACUAUCGAAACCAAAGCCGUGGCAGAGGAAGAGGGGGUAGAUACUCACCACGCUUUCGUAACAACUACUAUGACGAAAGUGGAGAAGUAAAUACUAUGCCAUUAAGACAAGAAGGGAGUCAUGAUACUACUAUAUCUAGUGGUGUCACAGAUGAACACAACAGGCCGCGUGUGGGAAACUAAAUCCCGUCUAUGAGGAAACUGGCGCUCACCAGGCGGUAACAGUAACACAGCCAGUAACGGAAACACAGACAAUCAGCCAACAUACACAGACAGACAACAUGGAUGACGAAAUAAAUACAGAUAAUACCAGUGAUGUGUUAAGCCACUCUCACAAAAUAGUGGAUAGUAUUUUGGAUACACUAGAAAAAUGGGUCAAGGAAGAACAGGAACUCAAGGUAGAUAAUGGGGAAGAAAUAGAUAAUGGGUUUGAGUCUGAUGGGAAUAAUGAUGAAGUAAAAGCUUACAUCUUCGAUGAAAAUGGCAAUCUAAAAGCUGAAGUAGAAGUAGCAGAAGUAGAAUCAGUACUGCAAAACUUUAGAGAGGAGGAAAUGAUGAAUGAAGGGGGUAGAAAUAGUAACGAGGUGAAAGAAUCUAGUAGCUGUGUAAACGUGCCACAAAUGGUUGAAGGUGACGACAUUCUUAUGAACAGCAAUAUUGCGCAGGGACGCAGUUGCUCAGAGGUAGAGGAUAGUUUGGCUGAUGUGCAGCAAACAAAAGUAGAAAAAGUCGUCAGAUGCUUCGAUUUAAAGUUAGUGGACAGAUUAGAGAAAGCAGCUAAGAUUAUAGAGCAUGAUGAGCCCCAGGAUGUAAAUGUAAAUGUAAUUGCAACUGAUCAGAAUUACUUUCGCUGGAAGAACAUAGAACGAGAUUUAUUAGACGAGGUGUGUGAGCAACCUGUUCAAUGUAAAAUAACUCACCCUGUUAUCAAAGUAAACAUAUCAGUAGUCACUGUGCGUUGUCUGCUUGACAGUGGCAGUGAAGCAAGUGCUUUAUCACAAACAUUUUUUGACACCAUACCCAAUAAAGAGAAGUUAACAGUUAUGAAAGUAAGUGGCUUAAAGAUUAUAGGUGCUACUGGAAAAGUCUCUAGACCAGUUCAACACGAAGCUUUGAUACCCAUUGGUAUAAAUGACGUAGUAAUAGAUCAUCAUUGUUUGAUUGUGCUAGGCUUAAGUGUUGAUAUGUUGAUUGGUACUGAUUUCUUAUCAAAGUACCAGGGAAAGAUCAAUUUUGAUCAGAACAACUUAAUUUUAACUUUACCUGACUCUAAAGUGAUAAGAGAGUCUUUUAUAGGAAGUCAUAUAGGCGGUAGUAAUGAAACUUGGGAACUGCCUAUUAGAGUAAUAAAGAAUAAAGGAUACUUGCAGGAAAAUUUGGUGAGCUAGUGCUGGUCAAAACAAAAGAAAAAUCAAAGAAAAUUUCUGCAGAAACUAAAAAGUUUAUGCAUGUAUAUCAUGGACCAUUUAGAAUAGUAAGUAAACCUCAUGCAAAUGCCUAUCGUUUGGAAUAUCCAAAGAGUAAGAGAGAACUAGGUCUAAGAAAUAUUGUGGAUCUAAAGGAAUUUAAAAUUAACAGUAAUUAAUUACUGUAGGGAGUCUGCCACUCUUUGGCGGAUACACGGUUUGGCGUACCGUGCAGUCCCAGCUGGGUGAAACUUUAUUUCCUUUUCAAGUUUCAUUCCCUUCUUCUGGUCUAUCAUAACAGGUAAGAAUCACAUAUGUCUUCAUGUUGUAUAUAUGCUAUUAGGUUUUAAGUAUUCUUAGUAAGGAUCUACCUAGUGAAUGGCAAAACAAAAGUCUGAGUACCAAUAAGAGGCAAACAUGGCUAAAAUAAAUAAAUUAAAAUAUUUCAUGUAAUUGUAAAGGGUUAGAAACUACAACUAAGAGAGACACUUUGCAGUAUACGAAGUACGGUAUGAAUAUGAAUAAUCCAUGAGAUUAUGCAGAAGGUAGUAUGUUGCUAGAAAUAAGGUUGUCUGAAGGAAAACAGCGUAAGAAGGUAAUGCUCAUAGAGGCAAGCAAUGGCGUUUUAGAAUUAAAUAAAUGGAGAUGUGUGGAAGUGGUGUGAGGAUCGCACCAAAUAUAUAGAAACAGGACGUCAAUAGGCUGACAAAAGGAAAAGGGAGAAAGAAGUGGAGAAAUGAAGUAUUUUGAAUCUGGAAGAAAAGGGAGAAAAUGAAUAAGGUGAAGAAGUGAAGUAAGUAAAUUGAAGUAAAUGAUGUAGGAUUAAAGAAUAAUUCCCUCACGUCUCGUGAAAUGGUGAAAAACGCUAAAUCUUGCUUGAGGCAAAUAAAUAGUUAAACAGACAACAGAAACACACAAAUAUUGGAAAAUGCAGAAAUUUGGAAUCGGUAUACUGAAAAUAACUAAUUUCUUUAGUAAUUCAUACAAUAAAGCAAAGUGCUGGUCAGCAAAUGACUUCUUUGAUGAACUAAUCCAUACGAUAAUUAAGCCAGAGUACAUUAAAACUAAAAGGUUACUCAAUUUUCUAAGUUGAAGCAAGAUCUUAAUAUAUUAAUUUGCUAAAAGAAUUUUCACUAUUUAGGAACCUAAAAGAUUAUUUAUGAAAGAAGAAAGUAGGAGCUAUUGUAUCAGAUACGACUUAGUGCUAAAUGUCUUUCUGACAACUUCACAAUUAGUAAAAUAGUGCCAGAAUAUAAACUAUAAAAUGUACUUUGUCCUACCUUAGAUAUAAGUUGAAAACAGAAACUUAGACUGUAUUGUCUGUUUCUCAGGGACAUGCAGGCUGCAUGAAUGACUGACAACAAGCGGUAGGGAGAUUGGAAGUAGAGACGCAAACCACAGUGAAUACAAUUUCCUCCCACAAUUUUGUCAAUCAGUGAAAUUAAAUGAGUGUUACAAUAGGACACCCACCACAGUGCCGAGUAUUAUAGUAAAAGAAAAAUGUGAGUGCGUUGCAGUGAUAAAAGUCGUGUGUAUUUUCUUUUUCAGGAAGAGACUGAUUUUAAAGAAAAAAAAAUAACUAUUUUGUAACCAUUGAAAAAUUUAUAUUUCCAUGUAAAUGUAUGUAAAUAAUUUGUGAAUGUCUUCUGUACUAGGUUUUCUAUGUGUAUAUGAGUAUGGUUAUUUUGUGUAUGUAGUAAUAAGGAAUUUCCUAAGAAGAAGCAACUUAAGUUGAAAGAGGUAUACUAAAGUAAUCCAUCGCUUGUUUGUUCUUUUAGAAAUUUAAUUUUGUUCAAAAAUAGAUUUUCACGAAAAUUAAAAAGGGGGUGAUGAAGCAAAGCAAGCGCUGUAUCAUGUAUAAGAUACAGAGGCGAGCGAGUGCACGGGACUUACCCUAGUUCACUGCUAGUAGCGUCACAUCAUCGUAACGCGCCUGCAUAUAGUAUUGCACCACAUUUAACAUAAAAGUAAAAAUUAAGAUUUGUGUGUAAAACUUUG